Laccaria bicolor S238N-H82 is the source of this 1272-nucleotide messenger RNA. RefSeq lists its product as uncharacterized. The transcript is spliced from 7 exons. The record is from RefSeq and is a predicted model, not a curated record. NCBI's taxonomy places the organism in Eukaryota, Fungi, Basidiomycota, Agaricomycetes, Agaricales, Hydnangiaceae. The coding region runs from base 1 to 1272 and encodes 423 amino acids. Gene Ontology annotation, molecular function: sarcosine oxidase activity; flavin adenine dinucleotide binding; L-pipecolate oxidase activity.
AUGGUCCACGCAGACCAGCCAAUUGUGAUUGUGGGAGCCGGGUGCUUUGGGUUGUCCACAGCGUACCAUCUGCUGAGGAGGGGAUACGUUGAUGUUACUGUCCUUGACCGGUCCUUCGACCUACCAGCACCGGAUGCGGCCAGUAAUGAUCUCAACCGAAUUGUGCGAUCGUCCUAUUCGGACAGGUUCUAUUCUGGCCUUGCGCGAGAAGCCAUAUUGUCCUGGAAAGACGUAAAGGAAUGGGGCGAUACCUAUCACGAAUCGGGCGUCUUGGUCUUAGGCGCCGCCACGGAAGGGAAAACUUAUGUAGAUCAAUCCUACGCGAACGAUGUUGCACUAGGUGCCGUCGUCCAACGACUGGACAACGUUGACGCGAUCCGCUCAGUUUUUCCCGUACAAACUCAUACGGCUUCAUUCUCCGGGCGUACUGGCUUUCUCAAUCGCGAUGGGGGAUGGGCUAAGGCGGGCCAGGGGCUGUCCGUCCUUCUAUCGAAAGUUGUUGCAUUGGGGGGGAAGAUCCUUCCGGGCAAGGCUGUUAAGAACCUCAUCCGAAAGGAGAGAAGAACGGCUGGAGUGCUCUGCGAAGAUGACGACGCGUUUGAAACUACGACCGUCAUCCUCGCAACAGGAUCUUGGACUCCUUCCGCUUUUCCUGGGCUAAAUUUAGGCCGUGCAUGCCUCGCCACUGGGCAGUCUAUCGCGAUGGUUCAGCUUUCAGACGAAGAGGCGGACAAGUAUCGACACUGUCCUGUGGUCCUUGAUUUUAGCUCUGGGUUUUACAUUUUCCCACCCAACGACAAGAAUGUUGUGAAGAUGGCAAUACAUUCAGCAGGCUAUACACACACACACGAAACAGUCUCGACGCCUCGCACGAUAAGCAGCAACCCUGAGGAUGGCCAUUGUAUUCCAAAAGCUAGUCUGCAAGAGCUUAGAAAGCACUUACGCAGUGUCUACCCAGAUCUCGCGGACAAAUCAUUCAGCAAUACCCGUCUUUGUUGGUACAAUGACUCUCCCGAUGGAGAUUGGGUAAUUGGACGCUUCCCAGGGGAUUCGUCGCUCAUACUUGCCACUGCAGGUAGCGGCCACGCGUAUAAGUUUCUUCCCGUCAUCGGUCGUCUUGUUGCGGACCUUGUAGACAACAAGCUCGACCCCAAGGUCGCUGGAAAAUUCGCCAUCGAUCGUGUCUACGUCCGUCCAGAUACCUCUCGGUCUGGUCCGGCCAUAGAAUUAGACUUGGAUCAAUUAUGCACACAGCAAGACCUGGAGAACUAA